Messenger RNA from Linum trigynum, 7356 nucleotides. The record is from the annotation of a GenBank genome assembly. Lineage: Eukaryota; Viridiplantae; Streptophyta; Magnoliopsida; Malpighiales; Linaceae.
CCCAGCCAGGUCCCCUACAAAUUUUUUAUUUUUUAUUAUUUUUUAUUAUUAUUUUUUUUUUUAGGGGAAGGUCCCUAGUGAUGGCAAUGGGGCGGGGCGGGGCGGGUACCUCAAUUCCCAUGCCCCGCCCCACGUUACUGCGGGGCGGGGCGGGUAGACCUACUCUUACAUGUUGUUCAAAAAAAUACAAGUAAAUUUUACUUUUUACAACAAAACGUAGGAGAAAACACUUUAAGAAUGAAAAAUAUUGAUAAUAGAAUGGAUAAUUGAGGCUAACAAGUUGAAAGAUCGACUCUAACUAGUUGAAAAAAAGUCAAAAUAGGAGAAAUAUGUAUAGAUAUGUAAGAAAUUGAGAUAAAUGAGUCUAGAACGGGGCGGGCAGGGCGGGUCGGAAGUAGAUACCCAUGCCCCGCCCCACGCUACUGCAGGUCGGGUAAUACCAGCCCCAUCACGGGUCAGGUCGGGCAAUAACCGCGGGGCGGGUUGAAAUUGUCAUCGCUAAAGGUCCCCUACAAAUUAAUUCAAGUUAAUUGAAGUGAUCUUAGUUUGCUUGGCCUCAUUUACGUAUCCAAUUUUAAGGCAAUUAAUUAGCUGCGUUGCCCUUCUUAUAUUUAUUAACACUAAAUGUCAGAAUACAAAGUCUGCGAGAAACCUAGCUACCAAUAACCUUCAAAAUUUUCUCAAGGGACUCCAAUAUUUAACUGUGUAAUCAAGUCAGUAAUUCAAUAUCAACUAACGGUGAUACAGCCAAAUUUGCACUUGCAUUUCUUUUGUAUAUUUAGUUUUGUACAACACAAUGUAGGCUUUCUUGCGACAAGAGCUUGGCCCAAGGGUAGUGUCGUUAGUAUUAAAUACGGAGGUUUCGAAUUCGAAUAUCUUAAGUAGUACCUAACUAUAAACAUUAAUAUAUGUCAUCCUUAUAAAAAAAAUAUAGGCUUUCUACGAAUCAAACUCUGCCUCCGGUGAAAAUUUUAUAUGGAAUGUAAUGGUAUGACAUAUAAUCUGGUGGUCACAAUUUUUUUCUUUCGAUGGUUGGGGCCCAUAAAUCAUUUAGAUCGUUUUUACGGUGUUAUUGACUUUUCUACCAUACUCUUCAGUAGCAUCUUACUACAUUCGAAGAAGGGUGUUUUGUGCGUUUACUUACUGGUAAAAAUUAAAUCCACCUCCAAGUGGGAGCUCAAAGAGUGUCAUUAACCAGUUUUUCUAUUAGCCCAACUCCAACUAAACUUAAGCUCACUAAGCAGAGUCAGUUAGCUUGCUAACCAUAAGGGGGUUAGCAUCAUCCUAAUCCUGAGUUGAAGUAGUAUAAUCAUAGUUGUAGCCAUUGUUUUGCAAUUGUAGUCGGUUUUUUUUUGUUCUACAACUCCAAAACAAUCAUAGUUGUAUCCUACAACUCCAACGCAUACUGCGACAACUUGUGGUAAUUACCAUGAUGCUAACCCCCUAAUACGGUUAGCACAGUAACCAGUCCCUCCGUUAAGCACAUGAACUCAAACUAAAGAAAACCCUAAUCACAACUAGUUGAGCUCUAGAGUCUAGCAUCAGUUAUGGGGAGGCCACCAGAAGGGAACAAUCGAGUUGUUAACAGUACUAUGUGAGUGUGUUGAAUUGUUGUUUGUACCACAUGCAUAAUAGUGAGUGAGGGCCUAGCUAGAUAGAUAGAUAGAAAUAAAUGGGCUAGCUAUCCCAUUGAACACCACCACAAAAUUUGACCAAGGAAUUGAUGAAGAUCAAAUUGGUGACUUACCACGAAAUAGGAUGCUGUGGUCCUCUUCCUAUGUUCUCUAAUGGGUGGUGCAGAAAAAUAAAUUUCAAAGCCAAAGAAGACAUGAAAUAAGAGGAAAAAAGGUGUUUUUAAAACUUCCAUUUUCAUUUGGUUUCACAUUAUUGAUGGAGUUCAAGGGGGUUUUGGGUUAACAGCGACAGGAGAAACUGGGAAAUCGGAGUUUUUGUCAAAUCCAAGUUUUCCUCUUCCCCUCUCACCAAUUCAAUUAUAGUGCCACUUGAACUAAAAUUUCCAAGGGGUUCUUCUUGGUUUCCAAGUCUCCUAACCCAUCUAAUUAAUAAUGGAUCAACACUCAUAAUUAUGCCAUUAACUAAUUAACUAUAAUCAAAUCAACCCUCCCCACAAUAAUGGUAGGGUUUAAGUAGUCAAUUAACUUGUUAGUUUCUUUUCUUAUUCUCCCUAGUGGUAGUUAAGUAGUGUAUUAAUGUCAAAUUUUCACUUCAUAGUAAAGCAUAUAUUUCAACCAUCCAAAAAGAAAAGGGAGGAAAACUGUGAAUAGUUGAAUUUAAUUAGGUAGUAAAUGUUUUUUUUUUCUUCAUGAUAGAAGUGUCGAUAAAUUAGUUGGUAGAGCACCCGUUGCGAUUUGCUCAAUAACAUUGUUAGAGGUUUUUUUUUCCCUUGAAUUUUCAUGUGUUUACUCAUCAUCCAAAUCACGAAUCAAUACACAAUUUUAAUUCGCUUACUUGUAUAUCCUCACUGUUCAAACUCACUAUAGAUUAUGUGAAAAUGAUUUCCGCUCUCAUGAGAAUUUCUCAAAUAUUUAUAGAAGUGCAAAUAAUUUCAAACAUAUAUAUCACCAUCCCUUAUAACAUCCAAACCAUUUAUAUCUUGAUACAACCUUCAUUGAAAGAUUAUCAUGAACAAACAUGAUUGGGGUUAGUAACUAUUCCUUACUCGAGUUGAAUAAUUGCUACUAUGCUCACAUAGCAACUUGCUCGAAAUAAGGAAUCCAACUCUGUACAUAUCCAACAAGACAAGAAGGAUAGAGAGAAACAGAGGAAGAGAGAGAGAGAAAAAAAUGUUACAACUUACAAGAGAAAGGGUAGAAAGUCAAAAAGUCAACCUUCAAACCUUCCCCUUACUUACUAGAAAGCCAAAAUUCCCUCUCCCUUCUCUUAAGUGCCAAUUAACACUUAAUUAAGUACAUGUAAUUAAAAAAAAAACCCAACUUUCGCCACGCUUUGCCAUUGCCUGCCUUCCAUUUCUUUUCAAACUCUGUAUCUAUAAAUACCCUCCAACCUUCUCCAUCUUCCCCUGUACUAAUCCUACUCUCUCUUUCUCUCUCUCUCUCUCUCUAAAACAAAUAAAAUAUUCUCUCUCUCUCUCUCUCUCUCUUUUUGUUUACUAAGCAAAACCCAGAAGAGGAAACAAAGAUGGACGUCAGCUACACAUCGCCGGUGGCCGGAGGAGACAGCAACAACAGCCAGAGGAGCUCCUCGUCCUCUUCCUCCGGCGGCGGAGACCACUUCAGCGCGGAGGAGGAGAUGAUCAGCGAGCUCCGGCGUGGACCGUGGACGGUGGAGGAAGACUUCAAGCUCAUCAAUUACAUUGCAGCUCACGGCGAAGGCCGCUGGAACUCCCUCGCUCGCUGCGCCGGUCUGAAAAGAACAGGAAAAAGCUGCAGAUUAAGGUGGCUCAAUUAUCUACGGCCCGACGUCCGACGUGGCAACAUCACCCUCGAAGAACAGCUCAUGAUCCUCGAGCUCCAUUCCCGCUGGGGCAACCGGUGGUCGAAGAUCGCACAACACUUGCCUGGGAGGACGGACAACGAGAUCAAGAACUACUGGAGGACGCGGGUCCAGAAGCACGCGAAACAGCUCAAGUGCGAUGUCAACAGUAAGCAGUUCAAGGACACGAUGCGGUACCUUUGGAUGCCGAGGCUAGUGGAGCGGAUCCAAGCCAGUGGCGGCGGCGGCGGCUCUGCCUCCACGUCCGGUACCGCCGCCAAUUCUCUGCCCACCGGCCCGAUGAUUAAUGACCCCGCAGUGGCAGAGAGCAGUAGUGGUCUGGCGAGCUACGGGAUGGGUAACUUGGACGGUACGUUUUGUGGUUAUAGCUACACUACUGCUACUGCGACCGAGAAUUCGAGCACGGCGGCAUCAUCUGCUGAUUCCUUUGGGAACCAAGUCUCGCCCGUAUCGGACAUGACAACGGACCACUACAAUGCCAUGGGUGGUCAGAGCUCCAACAUGAACUCGUCUGAUUAUAAUAUCGGCAACUAUCAGGGAUAUACAGACCAGUUGAUCAGUCCGACGACAAAUUAUUACAACCCUGUCUGGGAUCAACAAUUUCAAGCUCCGCAGCAACAUCAAAACAACGACGAGUAUUACACCAACAACAGUAACCAAGUGCAAUGGAUGGAUGGUGGGAAUGCGUCAGACAGUUUGUGGAACACCGAUGAUAUUUGGUUCCUCCAACAACAAUUCAGCAACAACAACAUCAACAUGUGAAAGAAAAAUAUACAAGGAAAAGGGGGGGAGGUAUACGGUUAUUAUACGUACUACUUCAUAUAUUAUACAGAAAAGUAGUAUAAUUAUGCGAACAGGGCGAAGGUAGACAGAGAGGAAUAGAAUGAAAGAAUUAAUCCGUAGACGAUGGAUACCAAUGAUAUUAGAGUAUAUGAUUUGCAAUUGCUUAGAGAUGAGGAGAUGUCUCUAAUUGUGGAUUAUUAAUAUUUUUCUUCUUUUUUUUGUGGUUAUUUUUACAAAAUUAUCUUGGUUUGUUUGUUGGUUGGUUGUUUUUUUUUUAAUCUUCUUUCCCCUUGGAUUGGGAUAGGAAAGGAUGUGAAGGGAAUUUUAGUUUUAUAGGUUUCCUCAAUCUCAUUCUCUCUUUGACACAUGACAUAUUGUAACUCCUACUUUCUCUUUGUUUUUGCUAUGUAAUAUAUAAAGCUUCCUCUUCUUCAUAUCUUGAGCAAUGAAUUUUACUAGAUUGCCAUUGGAAUGGUGAUUGCACUAUGGAAACAUGUCAAAGAGAAAGCCCCACAACUUAAAAAUGUUUUGUUUGGACAAAAAUCUAGGAGAGUGCAUAAUUGGUUCCACCAUCAUCUUGAGCUUGAGUUGGAGGGGAAUACUAAUAUUUUAAUAAGCUAAUGAAUAGUGAGAUUGGAUUAUAGUCAUGCAACUUUUGAAACUCUUGUCCAUGGGGCAUGAACCUUCCCAAGAUUACAAAGUAAAGAGCUUCUAGAUUUUCAAAAUUAAUCUCAUAUUAUUUAUUAACUUAUCAAUUUAGACGUGGCACAAUGGUAUUAUAUUAAUUAGAUGGUGGCCACUAACCCUAACAAUCUCUACUUUUAUUCAUAAUUACCCCCACUAUUAAUCCACAAAGAUGGUGAUGGUGAAUCGUUUAUAUCCCAUCACCCGAACUUCAAGCAAACAAAGUAAAAAGAUUAUUGUGUCCCGGCCUUUAAUUGUACGGAUAAAAGUGAUUAGAGCCCAUUUAGCCGGACAUAAUUAUCUCUUUGCCGGGGGAUGCAUGGCAAUCUUUUUCUUCUUCUAAGCUUGGAGGGUUGUGUAAUUUGUAAUAUAUAUUAUUUAAAAUUGAUGAGAUUAGUGUAGUAUGCACAUUAGUAGGGGUCGGUUAGCAUGCUAACCCCUUUGGGGUUGGAAAAAUGACACCCCUUAGUAUAUUAAAUACAAUUAUAGAAUUUAAUACACACAUUAAAUACACAUUAGGAAUUAAAUGUACCAUAUUAAUUAGGAAUUCUCUCACUAUUAAAUACACAUUAUGAAUUGAAUACACACAUUAAAUACACAUUAAGAAUUCUCUCACUAUAUUUGAUUUUUCCUUUUUCAGCAGUCUCCGACCACCAGACUUCCUCCGACCCCCACACUUCUCCGGUGAAAAUCCCAUCGGCAGACUCCCUCCGACCACCUCCAAAAAAUAUACCACUGCACUGAUACGGUGUACCACUGUACUGGUAGAUAUACCACUGCACUAAUACGUUGUACCACUGUACUGGUAGAUAUACCACUGCACUGGUAGCGAUAUUAGUGCACUGGUAGCAAUGUCAUAUCUGAGUAUCAGUGCAGUGGUACAAAUACCAGUAAAGUGGUAAUUAAUGUGGUGUAUUUAAUGCUUACUUUGUAUUUAAUAACAGAACAUUUAUUAUGUUUACUUUCAUUAAUACUUGUCAAUAAUUAAUGAAAAAUUGACCAAUUAAAAGGGGGUGUCAAAAAACCAACCCUUAAGGGGUUAGCUAACCCGUCCCCACAUUAGUAUGAUAUGUAUGGCGUAAGAGGUCAUUUCGUUAAUUUGAUGUAUUAUAAAGAAUAUAACCAUUCUAACAAUCUUUAAAAUAAUAUGAGAAACCAGACAACUCUUAAUUAAGCAGUGCCCAUGUGACUGCAACGAAUUGAUUAACAAUUGUAAAGCUGUACGUAUUUAGAUACGUGUCAUACGAUACGACCACCUUACCCCUGUGUUGAAAAGGGCAGAACGGAGAAUUCACAGUUGGUAAUGGCACGUGCGACAUGGGAAUGGUUAGGACGGGCGGUGGGGGAGCCAGCACGUGAUUAAAAACAGUUGUGUAGAAAAAAAAAAGGCGGGAAGGACGAAGAAGUGUAUGGCGGCGGGGAAUCUUUGUAAGCCGCGUGUCUUUUAGAGAAGCCAUCGAACUGGUCCCCGGGGUAGCGUGGGGUUGCCAGACCGCCACGUGUUAUUCUGCCACCUAAUAAGCCGCUAAAGGACGGGGGGAAAAAAAAGAUUGUUGUUAAUUUCUCCUACCCGUUUCACAAAAAGAAGAAAGAAAAGAAGGCAAAAUUGGUGUUUAUAAUUUUGACAAAAUGGUAUAUGGUUUCAUGGAGGACACAGCCGAAACCAUUGAAAUGCAAGCUCUUUAUUCCCCAUACAAGCCAACAAGACUUUGCAUUCCGUAGUAUGUAAUUAUGCAUUGUUUAUCAACUUAUUUGCACAAGUUGAUUUUAUAGAAUGUAAUCAAAUUUCCCUUUUCCCCAUUUUUUAUCGCACCAAUUGUAAAUGAAGUACGUAUAAGUGUAUAACAUCAUCCACAUUUGUACUAACACAAAAAAAAAAACAUUAAGAAAAUGAGAGAGCCAAACACAAACGAAGAGCAACCUGAUUGUCGUCAAGGGGAAGGCACAUUGUAAGGACCUAUGAAUUUUACGUAGGGGUGUCCUCUUUUAAAAAAUAAAUUAAAUAAAAAUUAUUAAUUAUUAAAUAAGAAAAUACAUGAAUCGUACAAGUUAAAAAAUGUCCUUGAUGUGUUUUCAUAUUAGGUAAUAAUUAUAGAAUAUACUUGGUGUCUACACUACACUAAAAAUAUUUCUUUGUAUAUCUACUAGACAAUUAUUCAUGAACUGAUCGCAUAUUCGAUUUCUAGAUUUGUUCUUCAUAUAACCCAAACUUGAAAGAACUCUUUCUACACUUAUCGUACAGCCAUAAAAUCAAUACAAAUUAAGGCUAACUUGAAAUUAGUUUAAUUGUUAGGUUAUGAAAAAUAUUAGAUCUAGGGAAUGACAAUUUUACUAUUAUACAGUGUUUAAAAUCAAACAACAAAUGAGUUGUAGUCUAGUGGAAAUUAUGUUUAUUAAUAACAAUUUUGUCCUAGG